CGCUCCCUCCCCUACCUCCCCCGCCCCUUCCCCCCCUCCGCUGCCUCCCCCUGCCUCCCCCUUCCCCCCAGCCCCUCCCUCCACUCCCCUCUCCGAAGGAUCUUCACAACAGUUAUGUUCUCUUUUGUGUCCGUCUUUUUCCCUCACAAGGUCUGUUAGUACUACCGGUAGAGUCAUGGAGACAGCGAAAGGUCAUUGUGAAGAGGAGGGUAAGGAUUUGUGCUCCGAUUGUCACUGCGGAAGCAGCAGCGGAAGCGGCAGUGGCAGUGGAUGUUGUGGGGGUAAUACCCUGGCGCAUGGAACUGUGAGACCGGCGAUGAACGACCUCAGGGUGAGCGAGAAGAAGUCCGAUGUGGACGGCAGCGGCGGGUCCGGUCACGGCAAAGAGAUUGUACAGGAAAGCCACGGCGAGGUUGAGGACUUUAUGGGCAAGGGUUUGUGCUCCGAUUGUCACUCCAGCAGCAGCAGUGGCAGUGGCAGUGGAUGUUGUGGGGAUAAUCGCGUGGCGCAUGGAACAGUGAGAGCGGCGAUCAACGACGACGUCAGGGUGAGCGAGAAGAAGUCCGAUGUCGAGGGCUGUGGCAGCGGAUGUGGGAACAAUCCCCUGGAGCAUGAAACUGUGAGACCGGCGAUCAAUGACCUCAGGGUGAGCGAGAAGAAGUCCGAUGUCGAAGGCUGCGGCAGCGGAUGUGAGGAUAAUCCCCUGGCGCAUGGAACUGUGAGACCGGCGAUCAACGACGUCAGGGUGAGCGAGAAGAAGUCCGAUGUCGAGGGCUGCGGCGGGUCCGCUCAUGGCAAAGAGAUGCUACAGGAAAGCUACGGCGAGGCUGAGGACUUGAUGGGCGUCGUCGAGAUCGUGCGGCAGAAAAUAACGGAAGGGGAGAUCGGGAUCCCGUCCGCCGUUGAGGUUGUGGAGAAGGCGGUAAAGACCUGGCGGGAAGGGAAUGACGAAGCCUGGCAGGUGGCGUUGUUCCUUACAGAAUUAUGGCGUGGGGUUUAUGAGCCGAAGCCAUGGGAGAAGCGGACAGUGUUUCCUUCUCUGGAUUCGCUCGAGCAGAUUCUGUCGCCUUGUUCCUCGUUCAACGAAGUAGAAGCAGCAUUUUGUGAGUGCUUCGUUCAGAGGUACAGGCAGCCUUACGUGUUGUCGGGCAGAAUGAGGGCACUGCGAACACUCCUUCGCCUCACUGACGAGGUCUGCGGGAGCAACCCCCCCCUCUACCUUCUUCCUCUGAGAGCAAUUGCACUGCUAGACAUACAGUUCCUUUGCCACAUCCGCAAUGGCGAGCUGGAAUCGGACGACGAGAGGUUAAUGCUUGAUGAGUACGACAGUCAGGACCCCGAUGCCAGAGGUCUGCCGCUGAGAACCUCCGUCGGGAUCUGGAAACGACUGUCAUCAUUGUUCCAGUGUGACGUGGAGCUUGUCCAGCAGCCCUCGAAGUCCGACGUGGACCUUCUACAGCCUCCAGAAGACGCAGGAGAAGGAGAUCUUACAGCUGGUGGAAUGACCUCGCGGUGUCCAGAAGAUGAGCUGCAGCUGAUGAGCGUUAAGUUAAGCGGCCGCCAGCAGCAGCAGCAGCAGCUCUUCGGAAUCUGCAAGGCUAUGGAGCUCAGCUGUUUAAGUCACCUUUUAGAGGUCAGCAUCAGCAGACCGAAGCAUUUGGCACCGGCUAUUCGUUCUAUCGAGGAGCGAAUUGCUGAAGCUGAGCGGCUGGGUCUCCAAGAGGAGGUGUUCCUGGGGUUUCACGAUCUGGCGUGCGUAGCCAUUCAUGAGACUGAGAGUGGCGAGUGGACGACCGAAAGGUGUAUGGCUCUUCUCAUAAAAGUCAUCUGCUUUUGUAACGUCAAGGGGUAUCAUAACUGGGGUAGGCAGGUGUACGCCAAGAUGGCGGGCGUGGCCAAACGCCGAGGCACAACAAGAUUGUCUAGCCUUGUCGAUGCCAUGAGGUACCUGAGUCCUCAGUUGAAGUUUGUCCGGAAAUUUGUGGAGGUCAAUCCCGACUGCCUGGAGGCUUUGUUGACUGAGCUUGCGUUAGUCUGCGAGGUGGCUAAGCGUCUCUGGAACCUGCAGCUCUUUGACAGGUCGAGGUUGGAGCUGCAGAACGCGUUGAGACUUUUUGAGUACGUUUCCCAUAACUUUGGCGACCCUUCCAUCUGGUACCCGUUGGAGGUCACUGGUCUCCUGUGGGCAGAGUGCAACCAGCAGCUCGGUCUGUUGGUCUUCAUCCAUCGGAUGACUGGAGACCCAGGCGGAGAGAGCCUCCGAAAAAGUCUCAAGUUCUACCAGGAUUGCAGAGAAGCCUAUUCCAAGCUGAACAUGCUCAACUUAGGACUAGAGGCACUUUUGCUCAUGCGUGAAGCUACGGUGUGCUUCAAGAACGCGAUGGAAGGACGUCCUCCCAUCGCGGGCACCAAAGACAUGGAAGAGCUGGUGGACGCAGCGUCGGAGAAGGUGGAGGAGAUGGUUCAACGAGGCCAGGACUGCAGUUACGUCAACCACAUCAUUGCUCUUUUCGAAGCACGAUAUCUGGAGUGGAAGGGAGAGAAGCUUCCGAAGAGGGUAGUGAUGAAUCUGAUGGUGGUGGCAGCUACCUGGAAGAAGUAUGACGUACUGCAUGCUCUUGCAGGUCUUCAUGAGAUGGAAGGCGAAAGAGAAGCUGCGGUCCAGUCGAGAGUGGUGGCCAUGGCUUGGUUCAAAGAGCAGCAGACUGAUAUAGGGAGUUUCUCUGACGCAUAUCUAUCACAGUAUGGAGAGAGGGAAGCAACUGUAUUUCGUCGUCUGCAGUUCGAGUUCUUAAAUCGCCUGAGUGUUGGUGAUUCACUGAUCUGGAGCGAGUGGUCACGCCACAGGUUCCUCUCCAAUGUCCUCUUACAGGGAAAGUCUGGGACUUCUGCUGCUGCUGCUGCUCCUGGUGGCGGUGGUGGUGGCUGUGCUGCUGCUGCUGAUGCUGCUGGUGUUGCUGGUGCUGCUGGUGUUGCUGCUGCUGCUGCUGCUGCUGCUGGCGGUGGUGGUGCUGCUGCUGCUGCUGGUGGUGGUGCUGCUGGUGCUGCUGGUGCUGCUGGUGUUGCUGCUGCUGCUACUGCCGGCGGUGGUGGUGCUGCUGCAGCGGCUGGUGCUGCUGGUGCGUCGAGCAGCACUAGUCAUUGUAGCAACAAGUCAAACGAACUUCCAUCGGCGUGGGGUUCACCGGAAGAAACAUACAAGAAGUUGAUCUCUGAGCGUUUCGAAUCUGACAAGUCCGGUACAUUGAGCAUGAUCAUGGACGGUUGCCGCUUGUGCGGGCCAAGGACCACGCUGAUCGAGUAUGUUUAUGGGAAAACGGUGGCCGAGGAGGGUCUGGAGGGGAUUCUUAUUUACGUUAUGACCAUCAAGGAUCGCAGUCUGAGCUGUGCUCCACUAAGGUACAAAAAAUCGGAAGGGGUGGAAGUGCACUUGCAGCGGCUCAAAGAUCUGAUGGAGUCGAAUCCCUCACAUAGCAGACAACGUGCAGUUUCUUCUUCAUCCGAUUACUAUCGAUUACACCGUCGCACAAAUCCGUUAUCUAACUCCAUGCCACAAUCGAGCUACUCGGAGAGAGAGAGGGGCGGAGACAAAGAGGGUGAGAGAAAGGGAGAGGGGAAGUGGGAGGGUGGGGGAGAGAGAGAGGGAUCAUUCAGCUACUCGGAGUCAAGCUGUCAUCACCAGCAGUGGAAUGGGGUAGCAUCAUCGAGUGAAGGAGAGGGAUCCCCAUGCCAGCAUGCCAUCUGUAAUCUUCCAAAGCACAUCAAGAGGCCCACAAAAGAAGAGAAAGAAAGACCAGGACCACAGGAGGCUGACAAGGAUCAUGCAGCAUCUUCUAGUCACGGCGAGGGAUGCCGAUUCACAGCGCAUCGAGGUUCAUGUUUUUCAAAGAAUGCGAAGAUAGCCGCAAAGGAAGUGCAAGAGAGACGAGAACGACGACAGAUGAUUAGGAGCAUCCUAGAGAAGUUAUACCUACUCCUGAUUGCACCUGUUGAACAUCGCAUUGCGGACCUUUCCCCGGAUGACAAGCUCAUUAUAGUGCCGCAUGAUAUUUUGUGGGGAGUCCCCUUUGCCCUGUUACGCGACCCUCGACGACGCUCGCCACUUAUGAAGCCAUAUCUGAUAGAGCGUCAUACGGUGGCGACUGUACCUGGUGUUCAUCUUCUUACUCUGCUUAAGGAGAGAAGCGAAGAUCUGCUGAACAUGAUGUGUCCUCCGUUCGUUCCUGUAUCCAACUCUGAAGGACUUGCUGCAGCUGGAGAAGGAACGAAAAGGGAGGAGCAUAGCUCUUGGAAGUCCCUCGUUGUUGGUAAUCCGUUUGUUAUGCCCGAGGACUUUGACGUGGAGGAGAUUGCUUACGCGGGAGAGGAGGCGCAAGCGAUCCACGACAUGCUUCGACCUGGAACUGCCACUCUUCUCACUGGAAGGCAUGCCACCAAAGCUCGCGUGAUGGAUGCGCUCGCAUGCGGGCCUCCUCUCGCUCACUUCGCAGCGCAUCUGCAGACUGGGUUUCCCAGAGAAAUAACCGAUCGGAAAGAUAUAUAUGGUGCCGAGAUGGGGAUUAUGCCACUCGCUCGUCACAACGAUGAUGGUCAUCAUUCGCCCACUACCAAGGGCGCGACAGAUAAUGCUUUGUAUACCAUCAACAAGUCUGUUAACGAACCGGGUGCUAAUGGAGCUCCUCCACGGAAAGCUCCACCCGCGACUGAGCCUGGUCCAGAGUUCUGGCCAUGGUCUUUGGAUGAAACCACCGACAAUGUGAGGCUGCAGCUCGCCCAUUCAGAUCUGAAGAAGGGGGAAGGUCCGGAAGGAGCAUCACAUCUCGAUGUGCUGCUUCAGGGUCUCUCAAACAUCAACCCUCUAUCCCAUGAGGAUGAGACUUACAAAAGUCCUGAUUACCAUCCUGCGGGUCUGUCGGCUCAAGAGAUUCUCAAGAGCUUCAACAAUGACUUGAGAACGCUGCUUGUAGUCUUAAGCUGCUGUGACUCCUCCAAGGGUCGUCGUAACCCAGAUGAAGUGCUUAACUUUGCCAGGGCGUUCUAUGUCUCCCGAGUGCCUUGUGUUGUUUCGUCCGUUUGGGAAGUUGAAGAUGAUGCUACUUUCGCAUUCAUGCUCCCCUUUUACAGUGCUCUUCGUGAGGGAAAAGAUGUUUCCUCCUCGCUCCGCUCUGCCAUGCUGAGCAUGUUAUAUGCUGGACGGUCAUUGGCGACCACCACCACCUCCUCCUCCUCCUCCUCCUCCUCCUCCUCCUCCUCUCUCCCCCCAAACGUCGCUUUCUUUCUGGAACUGUUUCCUGACUUAGACAGGGGCGAUGCUGGGAACGGCAACGGCGACCAUCAGCAGAGAAGGAACAGCGAGGACAGCGAGGCUGAGAAGAAUGCAGGCUCUUAUGGAGAGGCUGCUGCAUCUGUUGCAGUCCUGCAGAGGAUAAACUGUCAGGAUGAUGAGACAGUGAGACUGACUUUGAUGAGGGAUGACGACGGUGAGGAGUGCUAUGGACAGACAUGCCAGACUGGAAAUGAGUGGGAGGCUGAAGCGGUGAGUGUUUUUGUCGAUGGCGUUUUCGCUGCUCUGAUUAGGGGGUACCCCGACCUCCUCAUUCUGGUCAUUAAGCAUUCAAUUUGUCACCAUUCCAGCAGUGGGCCAGGAGAUCUCGCUGCGUCCAGCUUCAGAAUUCCCCGACCCCUUUCUGCCCCAUCAGCUGGCUAUGGUGGGCAUGCAAUGGGACGAGGCAGAGUAAGCAGGAUUAAAGUCGGAGGACUGCAGACAAGCUGGUUUAUGGUAGGAUGACGGCAGUUUAGGCAAACCUGACUACGCUCAGCAGCUACGCAGUUAACCCCCCGGUCUCACCGGGGCAGUCAAUGCUGGCAGCCAAGAUCGUAUCUUUACGGUGCAUAUUUCUCAGUUGUUUCAUCUAAUGGGACGCUGGACCCGUUUUCCAGCAGGUGCAGCUCCCUACCAAUAGAAUGGAGCACUGGGAAUGUGCACUAGAGGAGGUUGCGCGUAUCGCCCCCCCUAGUGAUGUUGCUAUGGGGAUUCAAAAAAAAAAAAAAAAAGGAAAGCAUUUUCACUAUUCAAUGAAUUUAGGGGAAGCUG
Chara braunii is the source of this 6094-nucleotide messenger RNA. NCBI's taxonomy places the organism in Eukaryota, Viridiplantae, Streptophyta, Charophyceae, Charales, Characeae. The record is from the annotation of a GenBank genome assembly.